Messenger RNA from Salvelinus namaycush (lake trout), 2658 nucleotides. Its product is annotated as proline-rich nuclear receptor coactivator 1-like. Gene Ontology annotation, cellular component: nucleus; P-body. NCBI's taxonomy places the organism in Eukaryota, Metazoa, Chordata, Actinopteri, Salmoniformes, Salmonidae. The record is from RefSeq and is a predicted model, not a curated record. Gene Ontology annotation, biological process: nuclear-transcribed mRNA catabolic process, nonsense-mediated decay. The transcript is spliced from 2 exons. Bases 495 to 1097 code for a protein of 200 amino acids.
CGAUGCCCAUCGCUUCUUCGCCAUCUCGAGUCUUCUAAAACCUCCUGUAGAGUUAGGAAACUAGCUACGCCAUCAACAUCGUUGAAAUCGUCUUCAAUGUAUUAUCAAAAACCCACUGCAGAGAGGUUUUUGGACAGACUUCAGUUCCGCCAGCGACGAGCUAGAGACAAACUUUAGCUACUGUUAGCUGUUGAUAGCGAAGUACUAAGGUAAGGUAAAUAACUUAACGCUGCCUGACUAUUUUUCAAAAGUUAUCUAAUUUCGUCGAUGUGUCCUCCCUCGCCACCGUCACGGGACUUAGAAGUCAUGUUGGGCGAAUCACUAAGUCACCCUAAUAAAAACAAUAAGCCAUCCGUUUUGACAUCCCACCAUGUCGGGGCCAACCUAAGCAAACCAAGGCAAGCAAUGUUGAAGAAAAGUGGGAGAAAACAACCUCGUUCGACAAUGUUGGGGUUACAGCGGACACACCACCAAAAAACGAUGAGAAAAACCCCAUGCACCUGGCAGACAACAAUGUCGCAGUUUCGAAAUCCCCAGUGCAGAGUGCGGAGCUCACGACCAACCGGACCCAGGCGACUGCGUUGACCCUUCACAAUCUUAAGCAGGGAACAAAGAAAGAGCUACUGAAGUCAAAAAGUGGGAGAGUGGAGAGAGCCACAGGACCAGCAGGCCAGUCUGUCCACAACCUCAAUAGACACAAUCAAGCUGCCCAGAAUCUGAUCACCCGGAGCCCUAGGAGCAGGCACGCUAAUGCACCUGGCAAUGCUCUCUCAGUAAUGAAAAGCCACAGCAGCUGCCACCAGAAGCCACCCUCUGCUCCCUUCCAGCUCUGUGGAGAGGAGAAGAAGCCCUUCAACUCAGCUGACAGUGCCACAAUUGUGAAUGUAUCCCCAGCUGAGCUUGUACCCGAGGAGGAGCUCAAAGACGGAGAGAAGAUCUAUGCUGGAGCUAAAUUCAGCGAGCCCCCGUCUCCAAGUGUCCUGCCCAAACCACCCAGUCGCUGGGUUGGUGAAACUGUCCCCCAACAUUCCGACCACAGCCGAGAGAAAAUGACUUUUCAUUUGAAGUCUUUGCUGAAGGUUCAAGAUAAACCAUGAUCACAAUGGAUGGAACAGCUGGAACGAUCCUUCUAUACCUGAUCAAUGACAACACAUUUGGCACUAAAAAACUGGACCGAUUACUUAACAGCAACCGAAUGUAAUGAGUUUUUGAUCCGUAAUACAAUUUCACAUUGUUUUGAGCAAGCAGGCUUGUGUUUUUAUUUUAUUUUUAAUGAACUUCUGUAAAUGUAUAUUCUGUAAACAUGUAAAAUUAGUAUAUAUUUUUCAUGUUAUUUUAACAGAAAGUAUAGUUUUGUUACUGAAGCCUAAAAGAUGUUCACCAUGAACUGGUGCACUUUUUUACUGUAAAUAAUGGGCUGCAUUGCCCAUUGAGGGACAUUGAACGUAAGAAAACAUUUUACAAAUUUGCACAAGACUGACUGAAAAACAAACCACGGGUCCCCAUAGCGGCGAACAUAGAGUUGUGAUGGUUUGGGGUUCUGUGAACCUCACCCCACCUGUUGUGGCUGCUAUUGCCCUGAAAGCACUGUAGAGGACAGAACUCUCUAAAGGAAGAAUGUUUCACAACUCCUGUACUACAGUACACAUUUUUGUCCUCUAGUACAAACAUAAUCUUGCCAGCUCAACGGCCGUUUUGAGCUGGCUGGGUGGGCGAGAUUAAGAGGAUGGCGUGGCAAUGUGAAAGUCUAAUGAAUCAAUGAUUCCCUUUGAAGAGGACAACUGCCGCUGCAGAAAACAGACAUUCAGCACUGAGUGCUUAUUCUUUUAAGUCUCUAGCACUGACUCAUUUCUGUUAUGUUAAAAAAAAAAAAAAAAAUGCUUUGUAUUUUUAUUUAAUGUCUUUCAUUUUCCCAUCUAAAGCACAGAAUUAUAUUUACCCAAAGUGAUCUUUAUUAUUAUGUAACACACCUUUGACCCUAGCUAACAGAUUGUAACGGACUAAUGUGAUAAGAUCCUGAUGCUUCAUUAGCUGUUACAGAUUAGGUACUGUUUGGCUCAGUUGGUAGAGCAUGGCGCUUGCAACGCCAGGGUUGUGGGUUCAAUUCCCACGGGGGGACCAGGAUGAAUAUGUAUGAACUUUCCAAUUUGUAAGUCGCUCUGGAUAAGAGCGUCUGCUAAAUGACUUAAAUGUAAAUGUAAAUGUACUGUUUGGCGUAACACAGAGCAUUUUUGACCAACCUUAACGUGGCCACACUUCCUCAAUACCUAACAACCAGUGUCUUCUAAACGUCCAUGUCUAGUUGCAGGGGGUUUGUUUGAAUUUAGAAAGUGUGCCGUUAUUAAAUUUAAAUCGAUGUGUAAUCCUACAUCUUGUCUAUUUCAAAUCUUCUCUCAUUGACCGAGACAGGUGAUUUGACCUCUGGAGCCAGGCAGCUGCUAGAUCUUGUUCCUUGACUCUCAGUGAUGUCACAAUGAUGAAAUUGUAUUACUGUACCGAAGAUCGACUCAUGUUGUUGCAAUUGUUAAAAGAAAAGUGAUUUCUAGUCCAGUCACUAAAUUUGUAUUCAUGUUUAAAAAACACCCAAUUAGAAAAUUAUUUUUAAUUUUGAUGCAUUUAAUAUCUAAAUUGACAUUAAAAUGUUGGCUACCCCCAAUA